This is a messenger RNA of Rhizophagus irregularis DAOM 181602=DAOM 197198, 378 nucleotides long. Lineage: Eukaryota; Fungi; Glomeromycota; Glomeromycetes; Glomerales; Glomeraceae. The record is from RefSeq and is a predicted model, not a curated record.
UACGUGCUAAAAAAAGCUUUAAAAAGACAAUUUUAUCACAUUAAUAAAGUAUUGUAUGAUCUAAGUCGUGUCCCACUAUCAUCUUUUAGUGCUGGUAUAUUUUAUCUUGAUAUUCGUCUUCCAAGUGAAUAUCCAUUCAAACUACCAAAGGUAUACUUUUGUGACUAUCAUCCGAAUAUUAUUGAUAGUGAAAGUAUAGACGUGGAUUUCUUAAGGGAUCAAUAUUCACCAGCAAUUACCAUCUCUAGGGCUGCUGUUAGGGAAUGGACUCGUAAAUAUUUUAGUGAGACAUUAUAAGAUUUUUUCUUUAUUGGCAUUUUUAUUUAAGUUUUAUUAUCUAAACCCAUACAUGUCCCACUAAUGUCUUAUUUUAAAUAU